Molecule: messenger RNA, 2487 nt
Organism: Macadamia integrifolia
Lineage: Eukaryota; Viridiplantae; Streptophyta; Magnoliopsida; Proteales; Proteaceae
Exons: 8
Coding region: 310-1779 (489 amino acids)
Source: RefSeq, a predicted model, not a curated record
UUUCGCUCGCAAAUUUGGAAGUCUAUUAACAUCAGUCUUCCUCCGUCAGAGCCAGAGGAAUCCAACAGUAAUAGCAUUUCUCUCUCUCUGUCUCUCCUCCACAACCAGGAAGUGCAGUAGCAGUUCUCAGUCUCCAUCUUAUGGGAACGUCUUCAAAACCCUUAAACAUUCCUUCCAUUGACCGGUGCUUCAGCAAAUCAAUUCCGGUCUCAACUGUUCCCUGUUUCGUUCUCUUCUUCUUUUUCUGCACACAGUUGAUGGAUGCCUGAAGCUGCUGUAACCAUGGUAAGAAGGUGAGGGAAUAAAAAAAUGAGUUUUGGGAGGAUGUUUGGUGGCGUUGUUAUUUUCCUUGUCAUCCAAGUAGAAAACUAUAAUGAAGAGCUUGUGCUUCUGCCUGAGCAACUAUGGGUUGUCUUUUGGAACUCAUUAUUUCGUAGACACUCAAAGGACAUGGAGUUCAAUGCAGAGCCAGAGAUCUGUGAAAAAUGUGGCGACAAGGGUUAUUCAGAACUUCUGAUUUACUGUUCCCGGUGUAAAGUGUCUUGUGAGCAUCGCUACUGCUUAGACAAAUUGCCAGAACGAGAUGUUCUAGAAGUCCUUUGGUCAUGUGAGCAAUGUGAACCUCGGAAAUCAUCUUCCUUCAACAGGCUUGGUUUACGUCCAUCCAGAACAAGUGAAUGUCUGACGAAUAGGAAGCGGAAAAAGACAACCGAUUCCUCAAAAGAUGAGAUACAUGUGCGGAAUUAUGACACUACACUACAAUCUCAUGAGGUUUGUUUUAAGGGCGAUACACAGAUGAACGACAAUGUGCCUGACCCUGCAGAGGUAGCAACUGAUUCUUUUCCAUGCAAGGAAAACUAUAUUCAGCGGUAUUCUAAUGGUAAUAGUGAAGAAUCUAUGAAGUCAAAAAAGCGGAGGAGAAAAUCAAUAUUGCAUGAUGAGGGGAGUUCAGAUGAGGAUACUGAAUCUGCUAAAGACAGAAACUCUCCAGUAACACCUGAUAUCAGGAAUGCUCCUUUUGACCUCUCAAGCCAUGAAAUAUCUCCAGGAUAUCGUUGCUAUGGCCCUGCGCAGCCAAUCAUUGAUCCUGUCUGGAGGGGAUGCUUUAGCAUAUGUAAUGAAAAGUCUGGUAAAGUAGUAGGUACUGUCGCCCAUUUAUCAAACAAAGCAUGCUCCAAAGUGUUCGAGGGGGCAAAUGCACUGCCAGUUUUGCUUGGAGUGGAAAUGCUGCCAAGGCUUAAUGCCUGGCCGAAAAGUUUCAGAAUAUCAUUGCCCACAGAUGACAAUAUUGGUCUUUAUUUCUUCCCUGGAAGCAGACGUGAUGAAGCAGUGUUUGAUGGGCUUCUCCAUGAAAUAAUUGAUCGGGACCUCACACUGAAAUUCGUAACUGAUAAUGCAGAGCUCCUAAUAUUCUCUUCUCUUCAUUUGCCACCAUUAUUCCAUAGAUUUCAUGGGAAGUAUUAUCUCUGGGGUGUAUUUAGGGGGAAGCAAGUUUCACAUCCCCCAAAACCAUUUGACCAUCUUUUGAUAAAAGAAAGCAGCAUCAAGUGUGACAUGCCAUCCAUAUCAGCUGGUAAUUUUGGCAGCCAAAAAGGGAGGGAACCCAUUAAGACCUGGAGCCAGCGGAGUCCUCUUAGUCCAUUAAGCAUGAGAAGCAGCUAUGGGACCUGGAGAAGUAGCAUGCAUAUGGAGAGGGAAAGCAACAUGCAUAUGAAGAAGAGGAAAAACAGAAUGAAUAUGAAGAGGAGGAAAAUCAGGAUGAAUAUCAAGGGGAGGUGAAAAUGGAAGCUUGUGAUGUGGUUCUAUCACACAAUUGGAGAACCAUGGCUUGAUUCUUUUUUGUGCAAGAAGGAAAAUAUUGAUACUGCCAAACCCUGUUUGGAGUUGUUUCUGUCAGGAAUGGAAGAUAUUGUUCUUAGUUUCAAAAGUGGCAAGCAAUAGUAAAUAAUCCUGCACUCUUAGUCAUUGUGCAGUGUUCUAAGAGUUGUUGCGAUGGUGCUCUCUUGGUUCUGCAGUAUGCUGUUCCUUGGUUUUUUGGUCGUCACAUAGGAAACUCGGCAGGAUAAAUUGAAGCUGUUCUAGUAUCCUUCCAUGUCAAGAAGAGCUCAUUUUUAGCCUAUUCUAAGGAAAUGCUGCAACUGUUAUUGUGAUUGCUUUUCUGGGCUCUUCUUGUUGCUGCUCUGAUCCCUGUAUUGAGUGGAACCUGUGAGACUGAAAAAAGAUGCUCUUAUGGUGUUCACACAGUACAAGCUCAUCAAGAACUAGUCAAAUUUUUUUUUGGUAGACUUUCUUAUGUUUCUCUUUUUUGAUGCAGAUCUUAGAGAGAAUUAACAGGAAUUACAAAUGUCUGAUAUGUUGGCUUAAAAAGAAAAGUGCUCAAUACUAGGUUGUAAAUUUGUAGGUUAACAAAUGAAUUUUGAGUCUCCAAAUCAAUGUAUCCAGUACCUGCCAAGUCUUCAGCAUUAGCGGUCUCUGUAUUUGUUUCUU